Molecule: messenger RNA, 1296 nt
Organism: Pyrus x bretschneideri (Chinese white pear)
Lineage: Eukaryota; Viridiplantae; Streptophyta; Magnoliopsida; Rosales; Rosaceae
Product: probable CCR4-associated factor 1 homolog 11
Exons: 1
Coding region: 1-819 (272 amino acids)
Cellular component (GO): CCR4-NOT complex; CCR4-NOT core complex; P-body
Molecular function (GO): poly(A)-specific ribonuclease activity; nucleic acid binding
Source: RefSeq, a predicted model, not a curated record
AUGAAGAGCGUAGCGAUUCGACGGGUUUGGCAGCACAACGCAGCAUUCGAGUUUCAUCUGAUUACAGCCUUGAUUCGUCACUACACUUUCGUCUCUCUAGACACCGAAUUUCCUGGGACAGUUUUCCAAAUUCCUGCACAGACGCCUGCAUCCAAAUACCACCUCAUGAGGGAAAACGUGAACGCCACCAAGAUAAUCCAAUUAGGUCUAACGCUCUCCGACCGCCAUGGAAACCUUCCGGACUUGGGCACUGACACCUGCUACAUUUGGGAGUUCAACUUCAGGGACUUUGAUAUCGAUCGCGACUGUCAAAACAAGGACUCAAUCGAGUUACUUAAGAGGCAAGGAAUCGAUUUCUUGGAGAACAAGCAAAAUGGUAUUAGCGCUUCCUACUUCUCUUCUCUGUUGAGGAAUUCCGGUCUGAUCUCCAGGGAAUCCAACUUGACAUGGGUGACAUUCCACAGUGCUUAUGACUUCGGGUUCUUGAUCAAGAUUCUAAACGAGGUGUUGCCGCACGACAUUACGAGUUUCAUGUGGAUGAUGGAUUUGUACUUUGGACAAAGAGUGUAUGACAUCAAAUACAUGAUUAGGUUUUGCCAAGGGCUUCAUGGAGGUCUCGAGAAAGUGGCGAAUGCACUCAAUGUCGAUCGUGUGGCCGGAAAGAGUCACCAGGCUGGCUCCGAUAGUCUGCUGACUUUGCAAACGUUUAUGAAGCUCAAGGAUGUGUAUUUCAAAACUAGCUUAUUGGAACAAAACUACAACUCAAACUUUUAUUGCUGUCAAGGAGUUUUGUAUGGCUUGGAAGUUGAGGAUCGUUGAUAUAAUUGCCGUGCCCUCAUUGAGAUUUUUUAUUUUUUUUGGUUGUAUGUUUUUUUUUAAUUUUCAAACGUGUAAUUACAAUUUAGUCUAUAUAAUUUAUUUUUAUUCUUCUAUAUGCUAUCAAAGAUUGAUUUGUAACAUUUUUUAAUUAAGCAUGCUUGGUGGGCUGGCUUGAAUCUGGUUUCAGAUAUUCUGGAUAUGAAUUAAAAAUCUAUAUCCGAUAUGCGAUACAUUUUAAUGCCACCAAAUAAUGCACAUCAUUCAUAUCCAGUUUAAUUGUACUUAUCCGAUGAUAUGGAGGGUGGGGAGAGUAGAUUUUUUCUUUCCUCUAGAGUGGAUAAGGAGGGUGUGAUUUUUGUACAUUUUGUCGCUAAUAACAGCUCUUUAAAUUGGGUAGUUCGAAAGAGUUAAUUAAACAAGAAUUUAGGGACAAAAAAUUGGUAGUGUGUAAAUGGAGAAAAAAAAAGUUUACGCUUG